AUGAACCAGACGUAUUCCUGAAGCGAGGAGCACGAGAACGUUUCUCGGCGUGUCUUUGCACGCACUCGGCACACGUGAGAUCGCAAUGGAAACGUUUCACGAUAAAGAUAGCGAACAUUGUGCUGAAACAAUGUCUCGUCUUUCCACGGAGGAAUCAAAAUGUACGAAACCACGAAGCAAAGGUGAAACCAGGGGACAAACAUCUACUGGUCUUACACACGAAUGCGGUGUUUUCGGAUGUAUAGCUGCAGGCGACUGGCCAUCACAAAUUGAUGUUGCUCAAGUUAUUUGUUUAGGUUUAGUGGCGUUGCAACAUAGAGGACAAGAAAGCGCUGGAAUCGUUACAAGCGAGGGUAUCUGCUCCAAGUCAUUCCAUGUUCAUAAGGGUAUGGGAAUGAUCAAUAAUAUUUUCACCGACGAGAUUAUGAGAAAACUCAAAGGAAAUCUUGGGGUUGGUCAUACCAGAUAUAGUACAAGUGCAGCCAGUGAAGAAGUCAACUGUCAACCAUUUGUGGUACACACUGCGCACGGGGCACUAGCAGUUGGACAUAAUGGAGAAUUAGUCAAUACGGAAUCUCUUCGAAAAAUGGUAUUAGGUCGAGGCGUUGGUUUAUCAACGCAUUCGGACUCGGAGCUUAUAACACAAGCACUCUGCUUGAAUCCGCCGGAAGGUGAAGUCAAUGGACCAGAUUGGCCUGCACGUAUCAAACACCUUAUGCAAUUGGCACCGUUGUCAUACUCCUUAGUUAUAAUGCAUAGGGACAAAAUUUAUGGCGUUAGAGAUCCUUACGGAAAUCGACCUCUUUGUUUAGGAAAAAUUGUGCCAAUUGGCAAUUUAGCAAGUAACGAGUCCGAUGACGAUGACGAUGAAGCAGAAGGCUGGGUAAUUUCGUCGGAAUCUUGCGGAUUCUUAAGUAUCGGCGCAAGAUAUGUUCGCGAAGUAUUUCCUGGCGAAAUUGUGGAGCUGACUAGAGAGGGUAUUAAAACGAUAGAGAUAGUGGAAAGGCCAAAUAAAAAACCACAAGCAUUUUGUAUCUUUGAGUACGUCUACUUCGCUAGGAGUGACAGCAUUUUUGAAGGUCAAAUGGUAUAUUCCGUUCGUAUGCAAUGUGGACGAGUGCUAGCGAUGGAAUCUCCGGUUGAAGCAGAUAUUGUCAGUUCUGUACCAGAAUCGGGAACUGCAGCGGCACACGGAUACGCCAGACAAUCUAAAAUACCUUUCGCUGAAGUGCUGUGCAAAAACAGAUAUGUAGGUAGAACAUUUAUUCAACCGAGCACGCGACUGAGGCAGCUCGGAGUAGCCAAAAAAUUCGGAGCUUUGUCUGAAAAUGUAAAAGGAAAGAGAAUAGUUCUAGUUGAUGACUCUAUCGUGAGGGGUAAUACAAUCGGUCCGAUUAUUAAACUCUUAAGGGAUGCAGGCGCUAAGGAGGUUCAUAUCAGAAUAGCCUCGCCACCGCUGAAGUAUCCGUGUUACAUGGGCAUCAACAUUCCAACGAGAGAAGAACUUAUCGCGAAUAAGCUUGACAAUACAAAAUUGGCCAAACACGUGAGAGCAGACAGUUUAACGUACCUUUCAGUCGAGGGGCUUGUCGAGGCGGUCAGAUAUCGCAUGGACAAUCGCGAAAGUAAUUACAUCGGUCACUGUACUGCCUGCCUAACAGGAGAGUAUCCAGAUGAAUUACCUGGUGACCUCGACUGGUAAAAAAAAAGAGAGAGAGAGAGAGACGCGUUAUUUUUUUCUAAAAUCAAACAAAACUCAGGUUUCUGAAAGAAAAUAACGAAUACGUAGCAUUCUGCAAUGUACGAUUUAACAAAGUGUUAUAUUAUCCCUUCGUUAAUACACAGAUGUGAAUUCGCACCAACAUUUUUUACAGCUAUAAAAUUAAUCCUAAAAUUAAUAUUUUAAUGCUGUUACCUGCUUGUAAAAAAAGUUGAAGUCAUCACUGCACUUUCAUGCAUAAAUAUCUAUAGUAUUCUUCAAAUAGGAAAUAAAAUUAUCCAUUUUCAACACUGGAUGAAAAAUAAGUCUUGAGAAAUUUGAAAACAUAAUACAUCUUAGAGUUUUAAUAAAUUUUUUACUAAUAUGUUUUUCGAUUAACGUCACUGAAGCAAAGUUCCUUGCCUUUUUUCUUCAAAUUUUUAAAAUUGAAAAAACAUCAAAUUAGCUGUAUUAUAAGCGGAGUUCUGAACCGCCAAAGUUGCACGAUGCAGAUUCGCAUAAAGAUCAUUAUGCUACAUAAAGAUCACGAAAGAUGUAUGUAAACGAAGAGUUAUUAUAGAUAUAUUCGCGUAUCUAGAUAUU
Molecule: messenger RNA, 2302 nt
Organism: Trachymyrmex septentrionalis
Lineage: Eukaryota; Metazoa; Arthropoda; Insecta; Hymenoptera; Formicidae
Product: amidophosphoribosyltransferase-like
Exons: 8
Coding region: 86-1702 (538 amino acids)
Biological process (GO): purine nucleobase biosynthetic process; purine nucleotide biosynthetic process
Molecular function (GO): amidophosphoribosyltransferase activity
Source: RefSeq, a predicted model, not a curated record